AACAAAAAAUGAAGUAACAAGCUGUAAAUGAAAGAAAUAAAAAGUGUGUUUUAGCAUAAAUUCAAACCCCCAUGGUUAAAUGUCAGAAUAAAAGUUCUGUUAAAAAUUUGCAACAAAGAAACAAAUUAAUUGCCUUUGGGUUUACAGCGCACUCAAACAAAACCACCACAACAACAACAUCAACACCGCCAAGUUUGUAACGUCUGGCUGAAUACAAAUCCAAAAUCCAUUAUUUUCGAUACACAAAAAAUACUUUGAACUCACAAAAAGAAAUUGAACUUUGAAAUUGUUAUCAUCAUUUGAACAGCAGCUAACUGAAAUAAAUGGAGUAAUAUAUCUGUCUACAAAAAUUACUAACUUAUACUCAUAAACAAAAGUCAACCAUGUCCGACUUGGAACGCAUAAGACUGGUUAUACUCGGCGGUGCCGGUGUUGGCAAAAGUUCCAUUGUAAAGCGAUUUCUAUUCAAAACGUAUACGGAUAAAUAUCGUGCCACCGUAGAGGAUCUAUAUAAUCGUGAAUAUGAUUUGGGUGGUGUUACAUUGAAGGUUGAUAUAUUGGAUACAUCCGGCGAUAUGCAAUUUCCUGCCAUGCGACGUCUGUCCAUAGCCACAGCGCAUGCAUUUAUGCUCGUCUAUGCCACAACAUCUGGACCAAGUUUUCAAUGUGUUAAACAAUGUUUCGAAGAAAUACGAGAGCAAAGAGCUGAUUUUCAGGACAUACCCAUAGUUAUUGCCGGCAAUAAAUCUGAUUUGGCCAAAACCCACAGAGAAGUCAAACUGGAGGAGGUAACAGACUGGGUCUAUUGUGAAUUACCACGGCUAAGAGCCAAAGUUAUGGAAUGUUCCGCCAAAGAAGACAGCAAUGUAACAGAUCUCUUCAAGACAUUGCUGUCGUUGUCUCGAUUUCUACCUGUGGGCAGCAGUAAUGAAGGCACCAGCGGUCUCAAGCGGCGUUCGUCGGCUUAUGUUAGUGCAUCGUCAAGUCGAAAUAAAAAUCGCAAUGCCAGUCCAUCCAUUUCCAGUGAUAAGAAAUCCAGCCUUGUUGAUGCCGUCGAUCCAGCCACAGCCAGCAGUAGUGAUGCCAAAUUGAAGCCAAGAUCAAGGUCUCUGAUACGACGGGCUUCACGUAAAACAAAGCAACAAAUUAAUAAUGCUUCGGAGGAUUGUAAUUUACAGUAGACUCGUGAGUUGCGGAUGGCGUAAAUGAGGAUGCUGACGACGAUGAUGAUGAUGCUGAUAAAAGUCUACAACAACAAUAAUGGUGGUGGUGGUGAUGGCGGUGGAGAGGUUCCAGUAUUUAAAAUAACUGAAGCAAUUGACUGACAAUGCGUGCAAUGAGGCUCAAAGGACAUAUUGUUGUUCUUGUUGCCAGUGGAUGUUGCCGUGGAGUGUGGAGAGGAUGCCAGGCUGCUGGAGUAUGGUAUAAUUAAAAUCAACAUCCAUCAACAGCCGUAAUGAAGAUGAUUUCACUAAACAAAAGAUAUUAUAAAAAAAACGUGCUUUUGUAUUUCAAAUCUCCCCACGUCUUUGCUCUGUAAGUCUCCUCCUCUUGUCCCCCAACCCCUCCUUGAAAACGACACCACACAUCCUGCUGCUCCACCAAAAAGAAAACAAAAAAAAAUUACCGAUUAGCACAACAAUUAAAAACAAGAUAUGUAUGUCGGCAGUUGCAAAGCAACAGCAAUAAACGACAGGCAGAUAGACACUCAAACACACACACACACACUUACCCCCAAAAAUACACAAAACGUUUAUAUUUAUCUUUACAUACUCGUAUUUAUAUAUAAAAUAAUAAAAAAACAACAACAGCAUGUAAUACAAAUAGACAACCAAAAAAUAAAUAAAAAAUAAAAUUUAAUUGUAUUUGUUGAAGAAUUUGUGCAUCAAAUAUCAAAGAGUAAAUCAAAAUUGGGUGUGAAGGAUAGAGAGAGAGAGAGAGAGAGAGAGAAGGAACCAACUUAACCCUUAAACCACAAAAGUCAAAAACAAAAAGAUUCCCCCAGAGGUAUUCUUUACAGACAUACUCAGACACACAUUUUGGAAGGUGAAGAACCUUGCGAAAUUUGGGAGCUCAGAUUCUGAAAACUUGAAAAUUUCAGAGAGAGAGAGAGAGAGAAAGAGAGAUAGAUAGAUAGAAAUUGUGUCAUGUCUACUCCCAUGAUAUUGUCCUUUGUAUUUCAAGGGUUAAUUACCGUUCUUGAAUAGCUACGGGCAAAUAAAGACAUUAUAGAAAUAAAACAACUUUUUUUAAUUGCUUACCUAGGCUAGUUAAUUAAAGACAUAUAAAAAAUAACAACAAAAACAUAAAUCAAACAAGAGCGACCAAAACAAAAUUUUGUAAAGUUUAGCCAGAGUCUAGGAUCAAAAAAUGAAAACACAACUAAGAUAAUAAAAUAAAUAAAAUGUAUUUUUAUUUUAUUAAAAUUGAAAAAAAAUUGUAAUUCAAAUCCCAUUAAAUAUUGUCUUAAUAUUUAAUAUAAUUUGUUUAUCUCUUAUGUUCAUAAAUAAAUACUGUUACGAAAAAUUCAAUUUAUUUUCAAUAGAAAAAAAUUGAUCCUUAGCCCCUGGGGAUAUUUUUUUUUAAGGAAAAAUUUAUAUUCAUAUGUUAAAGGAACAUUAAUUUUUUUAUUAAAAAUUAAACAUAUUGUAAUUUAAACCCAGAUAAAACUUUUUUUUGGUUUU
This is a messenger RNA of Musca domestica (house fly), 2684 nucleotides long. Its product is annotated as GTP-binding protein Di-Ras2. Lineage: Eukaryota; Metazoa; Arthropoda; Insecta; Diptera; Muscidae. Bases 384 to 1181 code for a protein of 265 amino acids. The transcript has 7 exons. The record is from RefSeq and is a predicted model, not a curated record. Gene Ontology annotation, molecular function: GTP binding; GTPase activity.